This is a messenger RNA of Aureobasidium vineae, 2043 nucleotides long. NCBI's taxonomy places the organism in Eukaryota, Fungi, Ascomycota, Dothideomycetes, Dothideales, Saccotheciaceae. The record is from the annotation of a GenBank genome assembly.
AUGUUCUGCUGGCGUGCUUCGGUCGUGUCGGCGCUGGUUCUGGCAGCUCUCGAGCCUGUCAGCGCAUCACAAGAGCCUCUUGUCGACAAUGGCGCGUCAAUCGCGAAAAGACGGCAAUUGCACGGCCGCUUCUUGCAGGUCUACUCAUCCAUCGACGCAACUGGCGCAUGUCAUAGAGGCCACGGCCCAGCGGGCUACUAUGGUGCCGAGACGUCCGACUGCGACUCGCCCAUCUCGCUCAUCAAUGCCACCUUCGACUGGAUUCGCGACGAGCUCAAGGACUCGAUCGACUUUGUUAUCUGGACCGGCGAUUCGGCGCGCCAUGACAAUGACGAGAAGAUACCGAGAAACGUACAACAAGUCACUCAGCUCAAUCAACUGCUUGUAAACAAGUUCUACGAAGUCUUUGGAAAGAACGAAGACGAGCCCGACGAGGAUCCGACCAACGACCUCGUCAUACCUGUCAUUCCUACCUUUGGUAAUAACGACAUUCUACCGCACAACAUCUUCGAAAGAGGUCCGAAUAUCUGGACACGCCGUUACCUUGACCUAUGGCGCAAUUUCAUCCCCGAGGUGCAGAAACACUCUUUCGACCAGGGUGGCUGGUUCUACGUCGAGGCCAUUCCUAAACAUCUUGCAAUUGUCUCGCUCAAUUCCCUCUACUUUUUCAACUCCAACUCGGCCGUCGAUGGAUGCGCCGCCAAAUCAGAGCCUGGAUAUCGUCAACUUGACUGGCUCCGUAUUCAGCUACAAUACUUGCGCGACCGCAACAUGAAGGCAAUCAUCACUGGCCACGUUCCUCCUGCUCGCACCGCCAACAAGAGCAACUGGGACGAGACCUGCUGGCAGAAAUAUACCUUGUGGAUGCACCAGUACAGAGAUGUCAUAGCUGCUACACUCUACGGCCACAUGAAUACCGACCACUUUAUUGUGCAGGACUUUGAGGAACUAGACGACAGCAUUGUUGAUGGCUAUGAAGUUAUCAACAACUACAACAAGAGGGGCAUGGUCGCAGCCGCUGAACAAAAGUUUGGCAUCCAAUCUGCCACUAGCUACCUCAAGGAUUUGAGAAGGAGCUGGACCAAACUGCCAAAACCUCAAGUGAAUGAGGACGCAGAAGCCUCCAAGAAGGGCAAGAAACACAAGGGAAAGAAGCCACACAACCCGGACGAUUAUGACGCCGAAAUUGGAGGCCGUUACGCUGAGAGAUUCAGCAUCUCCCAUGUUUCACCAAGUGUUGUGCCCAACUACUUCCCUACCAUCCGUGUCUAUGAGUAUAACAUCACUGGACUGGAUAGAAAGUUGCCCCUUGCCAACGAGAACAUUUUUGAUCUCUUCGCAACGGAGGCAACAGAUGAGCGGUUCGACGAACAGAACCUCGAGCAAGAUGCAACAGUCGAAGAUGAAGAGUUGGAAGCUGAGCGUAAGAAGAAGAAGAAGCCCAAGAAGAAGACGAAGAAGCCCAAGAAGCACAGGUUUACAGUGCCUAAGCCACCUUCAAAGUCUGCACCUCCUGGACCCGCAUACUCGCCGCAGUCGCUGACUCUUCUGGGCUUUGUUCAAUACUACGCCAACUUGACUCGCAUCAACAACGAUCACUUCGAGGACGAUGCAGAGCAACAGAGAUCGAAAGAUGGCAAACAUGCCGACAAGAAGCCCUCCGAUAACGAUCGUACCCUUCACCCAACAAACUUCACCUACGAAGUAUUGUACGACACUCGUAGCGACAAGGUCUAUCAGUUAGAUGAUCUCACAACGAGAAGCUACCUCCGCCUAGCACAGCGUAUCGCUGGAGUCAGACCUAGAAAGAGCGACGUGCAGAUGUCAGAUACAGAUGUCGAAGAGAUCGAAGCAGAUGAAACUCUCGAUGAUGAUGAAGACCAAAAUGAUAUCGACAUCACCAAAAAGAAGCACAAGAAUAAGGGUGACGAAAAGAAAAAGAAGAAGUCACCCAAGGAUAACAAACCAUGGUACACGUUCGUCAGGCGAGCAUUUGUGGACACGGUAGACCCUGACGACAUUGAAGAAGAGUUUGGAACCUGA